Dipodomys ordii (Ord's kangaroo rat) is the source of this 3297-nucleotide messenger RNA. RefSeq names its product zinc finger and BTB domain containing 38 (gene Zbtb38). Lineage: Eukaryota; Metazoa; Chordata; Mammalia; Rodentia; Heteromyidae. The transcript is spliced from 9 exons. Gene Ontology annotation, molecular function: protein binding. Bases 934 to 3297 code for a protein of 787 amino acids. The record is from RefSeq and is a predicted model, not a curated record. Gene Ontology annotation, biological process: negative regulation of transcription by RNA polymerase II; regulation of immune system process; regulation of cytokine production.
CCAGCCACUGGUCUCCCUCUGCAGCCAGGAAACCGGCCGGGGAGUGGCCCUCACAGCUGCAGCUCAUCUCAAAAUAAGGAGACCGGCUCCCCAUCUCCCCCACGGCACACCUUCCUUUGCUUUUCUUCUUCUCCUCCUCCUUUUUUAAGCCUGGAGGAAGGUUUGACGUGUGUAUCAACUCUCCAAAUGUAGGAAGCCAGAAUGAGUGACGUCACUAGCAAACUAUGUGGAACUGAUCUUGACCCGAAGUGAAGGACCCAGAGCCAGAGGCAGCUGUGGCCCCCCGAGCCCAGGGAGUUGGCAGUGUCUGGGCUGCCCAGGACCCAGCAUCUUCUCCGAGUUGGGGUAUUUUGAAAUGAGGCUUUGCUGUACUGACACUCUUCUUGCUGCAAGAUCUGAGUGCCGUGACCACAAAUGUAACCAAGACUCUGAGGCGGCUAUGCAAUGUCACUUACAACAUUAAUCAGAUACCGCAUUUAAGUGCUGGUGCCGGUGGUUUGAUUUUCAGCAAGUGUGCCGGUGGCCUCCGGAGCGGUCAGCUCUGGGCUCUGAGGAGGAGCCAGAGGGAGACCAGCACAUCAUCCCUGCACGCAGCCUCGGAGACACGGUGGAGGAGAAACUUCCCUCUCCAAUCCUGUUUUCCUGUUGAUAAAUUCACUUCUCAUGACCCCAGUACAUUCCAGCUGUUCUGCGUCUGAUUUUUGGUGCGUGUGACAGUUGCAUGUGAAACUUGUGAGCAGGAAGACGGAAAAGGCUGUUGGUCUCCAUCACCUUACAUAAAAAUGGCCGAGGGUCUUGUCUUGCUAGCUGUGCAUUGAGUGAUACGAACAGAUCGUGUUGUGGAGAUGAUGGAGGAGUCAGAACUGAGGAUUUCCAAGUGAUUUCUUUCAAAGCACGGAAUCGAACUCUUAAGGCGGGUCUGGCCUAACUGAGAUGACAGUCAUGUCCCUCUCCAGGGACCUCAAAGAUGAUGUCCACAGCGACACGGUGCUCUCCAUCCUGAACGAGCAGCGCAUCCGGGGCAUCUUGUGUGACGUCACCAUCAUCGUGGAAGACACCAAGUUCAAGGCCCACAGCAAUGUCCUGGCCGCCUCCAGCCUGUAUUUCAAGAACAUCUUCUGGAGUCACACCAUCUGCAUCUCCAGCCAUGUCCUGGAGCUGGAUGACCUCAAGGCCGAGGUGUUCACGGAAAUCCUCAAUUACAUCUACAGCUCCACGGUGGUGGUCAGGACACAGGAGACGGUCACGGACCUGGCGGCCGCCGGGCGAAAGCUGGGCAUCGCGUUCCUGGAGGACCUCACCGACCGCAGCUUCGCCAGCUCCCCCAGCCCUUACGUGUUCUGCAUCACCGAGAAGGGCACAGUGAAAGAGGAGAAGAACGAGAGGCGGCAGGAAGAGCCGGCCGCCACCAAUGGGCCGAGGAUCACCAAUGCGUUCUCCAUCAUCGAGACGGAGAACAGCAAUAGCAUGUUUUCCCCGCUGGACUUGAGGGCCAGCUUCAAAAAGAUGUCCGACUCCAUGAGGACGGCCAGCCUCUGCCUGGAGCGCACAGAUGUGUGCCACGAGGCGGAGCCCGUCCGCACGCUGGCCGAGCACUCGUACGCCGUGUCCUCCAUCCCUGAGCCUUACCGGAGUCAGCCCGCGCGGGAACAGGACCGCAGCUCACCGGACAGGGUGGGCAGGGAAAACGGCGAAGCCCCCGCCACCCAACCGAAUGCAUGCCCAAAGCCAAAGAAACUCUCCAUACCCCAGGAUUCUGACUCGACCCCAGAAAACCUCGCAGCCCCUCCAGUAACCAGCCCCCAGGCCGACCGAGAGAGGAGUCCGCAGCCCGCCACAGCCCUCCCUCGGGCCAAGACCCCCGACAAGGAAGAUGUUCCUCCGUCCUGCGAAGACGCCGCAGCUGCAGCCGACGGGGCUGGGCCGCCUGCCGCCGAGGUCCCACCGCUCAUCUACAGCUGCAGCUGCUGUUCGCAGUCCUUCGACAGCAGCACCCUGCUCAGCGCCCACAUGCAGCUUCACAGGCCCACCCGGGAGCCCCCCGUGUGCAGGUACUGCAACAAGCAGUUCACCACGCUCAACAGGCUGGACCGCCACGAGCACAUCUGCAUGAGGUCCGGCCAGCUGCCCGCCGCUGGGGAGGACCCCGGCUUUUUAGAAAAGUAUCCCACCAUAGGACAGAAUGGGGGAUCCUUCGCGGGCCCAGAAACCUUGCUACCGCAGCGCAGGACCGGCGAGCUGGCCGGGGCCGGCGGCGCCCUGCCGGACGCGGACCACAUGGUCAAGUUCGUCAACGGGCAGAUGCUGUACAGCUGCGUGGUGUGCAAACGGAGCUACGUGACCCUGUCCAGCCUCCGGAGGCACGCCAACGUCCACUCGUGGAGGAGGACGUACCCUUGCCACUACUGCAACAAAGUGUUCGCGCUGGCCGAGUACAGGACGCGGCACGAGAUCUGGCACACGGGGGAGAGGCGCUACCAGUGCAUCUUCUGUCUGGAGACCUUCAUGACCUACUACAUCCUGAAGAACCACCAGAAGUCUUUCCACGCCAUCGACCACAGGCUCUCCAUCAACAAGAAGACGGCCAACGGCGGCCUGAAGCCCACCGUGUACCCGUACAAACUCUACAGGCUGCUGCCCAUGAAGUGCAAGCGGGCCCCGCUCAAGAGCUUCCGCGACGCGGCGCCGCGGCCCCACGCCUGCGAGCUGUGCGCCAAGCAGUUCCAGAGCCCGUCCACGCUGCGCAUGCACAUGCGGUGCCACACCGGCGAGAAGCCCUACCCGUGCCCGACCUGCGGCCGCCGCUUCUCCAUGCAGGGCAACCUGCAGAAGCACGCGCGCAUCCACCUGGGCCUCAAGGAGUUCGUCUGCCGGUUCUGCGGCAAGGCCUUCACCCUGAACGAGACCCUCAAGAUCCACGAGCGGAUCCACACCGGCGAGAAGCGCUACCACUGCCAGUUCUGCCUGCAGGGCUUCCUGUACCUGUCCACCAAGCGCAACCACGAGCGCAGGCACGUGCGCGAGCACGGCGGCAAGGGCUUCGCCUGCUUCCAGUGCCCCAAGAUCUGCAAGACGGCCGCCGCGCUCGGCAUGCACCAGAAGAAGCACCUGUUCAAGGGCGCGGCCAAGCCCGAGAAGGCGGGCGACCCCGGCGGCGCCGAGGCGAGUCCUCCAGCGUCGCCCAGCGAGCGGAGGGGAAAGCCGGGGCCGGGGGCCGGGGACCGGGGGCGGCAGGCCGGGGACCGGGGACCCGGGGGCGGCAGGCCGGGGGAAAGAGCCCAGUUCAGCCUCAUUUAA